AUGGAUUUUCUUUUGCAACAUUUUAGAAGGUUAUUUUCGUUCUUGUGCGGAAAUUCUGACAAUGUGCGCCCGAAGGUAAGCCAAUAAGGUUUAAUUGAGUCUUGAGUUUGAAAGCUGCGAAAAUCAUAACUUUCAUUUUAUAAAUGACAGCAGAUAUUAUCGAUGAAGAUGGAACUGUUGUUAGAUGAGAGACGUAAGCAACUGUGGAGAUUCAGUAGAAUCUCUGCCUGCAAAAUCCUACCAUAAAUGUAGAUGAACACUAAAUUUUACCAUUAAGCAAAUACACUUCCUCGUUCACCCAAACAAGUCGACCCAAACAAGUGACAAACUUAACCUUACAAAAAAAGGAUUGUGUUGGAUGGGAUCCAAGUCGAUAACAAUCAAAAUAUUAUGAUAAUUAAAAGGCUUGCCAAUAAAAGUACUUAUAUUGAUCAGGGAAUGCACGUUUGAUGAGUUCUGAUGCAUGGGUCAUCCCUGUACUUUGUGGAGUGUAGCUUCCAGCUUAAUCUGCAACUGAUCACCACUACUGUGGUGCUGUACCUGGGAUACUGCUCCAUCCUAUGGGAGCAUACACUGCUAAAAACAAGAGCAUCCCAUUAGUCAACUUUACAAGCAUGCUUUUUUCAUUUGUAAAAGAACGAAGUUUAUCUGUAGUUUGACCAAAGCCACUUGCGUCUUAUCUCCAGCAUGCACCACUUUACCUGGGGGGAGGGGGGGGGGUACUGGCAUAUUUGAGCUAUAUAGGUAUGUGCCACUGUGAAGGGUAUGAUUUUCAAGCAGUUUACUCGGGGAUAUGGUAUAUAUAUCAGAGAGUUUGGGUCUAGAAUAGGGUAUCAUUUUCCAGGAAACUGAUCAAUUCAUCAUUGAAGAUUUCAGUCUAGACCAGGGAAACCAGAAACGCUAAUCAAAAAUGUAAAAUAAUCAGUUUUGUUUUAGUUGUACUGUGGUUUCUGGAAAACAGCUACUCUAGGAAAGGGGGGAUUUGGGGAAUUUAGUCUAGUAUAGGGAAGCAAAAUUCACUUGAACUAUAUGUCUGGUUUAGGCUAAGGGUUACAGGGUCACAGCAGCACAUAGCCACCCAAAACUUUCGGGUACAUUACGUCAGAACAAUAUAAGGCUGGUACAGUCAUGGCAUUCAAGGACAUGAUGUGGUAAAACCUGUAUUUAUUACCACCUCUCUAAGUUUAUAAUAAUGAACAGUUGAUGUUUUUGUCCUAGUGGCAGACAGUCCGUGCUUGUUCUGAACUUUUCCAUUCUGAAGUUUUAUCUGUUUAUUUGUCAUUAUAUAGAAGCCACUGGAUCCAGAUAAUACAACGAGAGUUACUGUUGCCCUUGCAGGGAUCCUGGCCUGCAUUGCAAACUCUCCAUUGGGAGAAUAUUGUGAGUAGUCAUUUGGGAGCAGCACUCAAAAAAAGACACCAGAACAAAGAGCUCCCUUUCUCUACCUUUCAUGGCUCUGCAGCUCUCAUGCAGUCAUUCUCUUGCUGAUCGAUUGCCACGCAAAAGUUAAUGGAGAGCUUGCUUACAGGCUAAUGGGUGAUCAGUUAUAGUGACCGAGUUUCACUGUAUGCUGUAUGUUUAAUCCAUUAUUUCUCAAUAGCAUUAUUGUUAAUCCUUUCUAGAUUUGUCUUUCUGAUGCUGAUGUUUCAUCUGCAGAGGAAGCAAAUAUGAUAUUACAAACCCAUAGCAACCCUCUGCAAGUUGAGGAAUUUAUUCUUGAAGGUAUGUAUAUUUUAUAAAGCUUUUUCAGGGCAUUUAUUUAAAUAAAUUGGCUUCAUAUGAAUGUACUAUCAUAGAGUUCCCAAUCGCCAUCCACCUAUUUGUUCUGUCCAUGUAUUUUAGGGUCCCAGAGCCACAAAAUAUCAUGCAAAUAAAAACAACAACAACAACUUGACAUCUUCACAAUUUGUGCUCUGCUAGUUAUUUAAUUUCACUAAAAGUAAUGACCCCAUUAUGCCAUGCAAAAUGAAAAUUUUAAAUCAAUCAAUAACUGACAAAAAAACAAGGUCUUUAUAACAAGGGUGUAUGAAAAGGCACGUAAAUACUCAUCAAAGUGAUAGCGUUAGUAAUUCACAGGCUUACAAGAAGUGAUAAUUAUUUUCAACCAAACUGUUUUUUUCUCUGCAAGGAAAGCCAAGCAUACACAGCAUUCCUAUCCAACUGUUUUACUUCACAAAUUUGCAAAGGCUCAGUCUGUGUGGUAAUCAACUGCAAGACAUUCCAUGGUCUAUUAUUUACCUGCGGCAACUCAAGGAGCUCGAUGUUUCCUUCAAUGCUUUGGUAGGUGCUGGUUUUAUACAAUUUUGAGAUUGUUUUAUUCAGCCUACACAAUAUUAUUAAUUCACAGCAGCUGAUCACAUGUGGCUUGAUAUAUAUUGGAGAAAAGAUAUUAUCUGUACCACAUUGUUGUAAGUGUAUAAUAGGCUCAUUUAUUACUUAUUUCACGAUACUAAGUCACUUUUGGCAAAUUCUUUUUGCUAAAAUGUGGAAAAGGCCAAGGCUUAAUUUAAAUGGAAAUGAAAUACUGUAUACAAUUUUGUGUAGACAGUAACACAACCACAUACCGUUAUUGGUUAUGGUACUUGUUAACCACCUUUUAAAAGUUCCCGGAAAUUCAAGCACGCAGUUAAUUUGUGUUCUCAAAGAACUGUUCAUCCAUCAGUGAAAAAUUGAUCAUUAAUUCUUUUUGUUUUCUUGUACAUUAGCAUGUUCAUAUUUUGUUGGCUAAAUAAUAAUUGUCCAUUUAUUUCUAUGUAAAAAAAAUAUUUUCAAUUAUAUUCUAUGUGUUUAUGUUACUCUUUAAUUUGCUUAUUCACUAUGAGCUGUUAGCUGUUAUUGUUUCCCCUUAUUAUUAUAUUUAUCAAUUUUUAUUUUAUUAGAGUGUUCUUCCAAGAAUUGUGUGCUAUGUUCCAACCUUGCAAGUUCUAUCAUUUCGGUAAGAAGACUAAAACUUUGCCACAGAAAUAUAUUGUUCCUCAAAGAAUAAAGAAUCAAGAGCAAUAUUAAAUUAAGUGACUGUGCUUUAUUCAAGAGAGUGCUUCUUUUUUCAAGUGUAAGCUGUUUAGUUUUGAAAGCCAUAAAAUUCAUCUGUUAGCCCUUUUGGGCGCCUUCACAGACCCAAAUGACAGAUUUUCCUACCCUGUCAUAUCCUUCAACGGUAAAAUCCCCACCCUUUCAUAUACCUGAAGUCUAAAAAUGGUACCCCUUUCAGGUGGAGCGUCCCUGUAUAGGCCAUUAUGGAGAGUACCCCCUGGGCGUGGCAUGCAUCACAAUGGCUGGGGCAUAUAAAGUCUCUAUUUUCUUAGUGCUCUAGAGUACUUUUAAAAGUACGUAUAAGUUCAUGGUGAAGAAAAUAUUCCAAGAGGACUAAUACUAACCCUCCAUCCUCUCUCUUUUUUUCUUUUUCUUCAGAAACAACUUUAUCACCUAUUUACCAACAGAGCUGCUUAAUUUACCCAAUCUUAAGACUUUAGGGGUGCAAGAUAAUCCCUUGGUUUCGCCUCCUCCAGCAAUCGCAGAGAGAGGAAGAGAAUCCAUUUUAGCUUACCUUAGAAAGAGAAAAAGCAGAAGAAACAUGUUUUCAGACUUCAAGCCAUGGAUCUCUCCAAAUGAUGACCUGGUCACUGUAGAGGUAUCAACCCUAGUAGAGCUCUGUGUCAAGUAAGUAUAGCUCUGCUUAGCCUGCGUGUUAGGUCUUUGAAGGGGGAAGGGAAAGGGGGGAUCAUUUAAGGCAUACAAGUACACAGGGGGUGUGUGGGGGAUGAUGUUAAUUAAAUGGAAACUUUCCCUUGCAAGAGGGAUUUAGAGGAAGACGUUUCCUUCCCACCUUACUCCCACACCUAUAGAGUACACACAAGAGAGGGAGUUAGAGGGAGACAUUCCUUUCCUAAGUUCCUUCCUUGCCUCCUUGCUUCCUUAUCGCGAUCUCAUGCACCUCUAUUUCAGGUAUUAAUUCCCAGCUUGAUUCUACCCAGUUUAUGAUGCUGAUACACCGUUUGUUAAACAAAGGGAAAUUGGAAUUAAUGGUGGACGAGGUCGUCCAGGUUCAUCAAACUAUUAUAAUGCAAAACAGUCGGGUUUUUUUUUCUCAAAAUCAGUCAAGAACUCGGUAAAGCGUGGGGUAAGAGUCUUAAGCGCGCGAAGCGCGCAAGCCUCACACGCCCGUAGGGUGACGUGCCCGGUUACGUGUGAGGCGGGGAAAAAAACAUAUUUUUAGCAUCUCGCCCCAGUCUCGCUCUCUGUUUUCAGCCUUGUUCGAGACCUUUUGUUUGACUGUUCGCGCGUACUUGAAUACGCAAAAAUACGGACUGUUUUGCAGCCUAUCAAACUAUUGGGUCUGAGCAUUUAAAAAAGUGCAGAAGCGUAUGUAGAGUAGGGGCCCGACGGUCCUGGGUCGCCGCCUCAUUUUUAGGCCAAACUGCAGCCUGCAGAGCCAAGGAAAAUUAUUUUCAAGUGUCGGGCUCCCCUUUUAUUUUAGGGUCUGGAUGGGCGGAUCCCCUGCUUCCUUCAAGAUGUGGAACCGCCAUUGAAAUGGUGGUUCUUAUUAGCAUAACCCACACCCCUCCUCUUAACAAGAAGGUGUUAAUAUCGUGGGGAGGGGGGGGGGGGAGAUUUUCUUAGUACUAAGUAGUGCGCGCGUGUGAACCAGCGUCAUUUUGGUGGGAAAAUGAAAUUGACAGGUUUCAGCGCGAGUGUUGCACUCGUGACAGUAACAAGUCAUCAAAUGCUAGAAGUUACACCUUUCAAUAUAAAGCUUUCCGGAGUGUCUACUCGAAUCUAAAGGUCUCCAUUAACACGAAAUACCUAAUGAAAAACUUAAUGCUUUUUUACACAGAUGCAUCCUUGACUGCCAAAUAGACUUUCUGGGUUCAAGGGAUAUACCUCCGCGACUGAAGACAAAUCUCGAAGAAACGAAAAAAGAGGAUCGGAACUCUAUUUUUAUCUGUAAAUGCGACGUAUGUGAAAUGUAUUUCUCUAAUAAGUUUAAAUUUGAAAUCCACGACUGUGGAAACAAAUUAUCGGUACCGUAA
Molecule: messenger RNA, 5030 nt
Organism: Porites evermanni
Lineage: Eukaryota; Metazoa; Cnidaria; Anthozoa; Scleractinia; Poritidae
Source: the annotation of a GenBank genome assembly